Molecule: messenger RNA, 983 nt
Organism: Ooceraea biroi (clonal raider ant)
Lineage: Eukaryota; Metazoa; Arthropoda; Insecta; Hymenoptera; Formicidae
Gene: Uqcc1
Product: Ubiquinol-cytochrome c reductase complex assembly factor 1
Biological process (GO): mitochondrial respiratory chain complex III assembly
Cellular component (GO): mitochondrion
Source: RefSeq, a predicted model, not a curated record
UAGUGAUCAUACCUACGGGAUCCUCGAUCUCGCUUUGCGUCUCGUCUUCCUGCUUCUCGCGGUUAUCGUAAACGCGAUGUUUAAUGCAAAAAUGUUUGCGAUGCGGGACGCCCGGCUGUUUUCCUCAUUAAAGAGAACGCUCCAAAUUUAUGGGGAUGUCGGUGUUGCUAGACUGCUACCGGUAGCUUCUGCGAUGCAUCUAUUACCGGAACACAGAAAUGUUCACACGACGUCGAUACGUAGCACGCUGCCUGCAGUCGAAAGUAUGCGGCCAAUGGGAUUGUUUGAGAGGUUUUGCAAUAAAACUGGUCUCUUAGAUAUCCAAAAAUAUAGACACAUGGCACUUGCUUAUAUGGUGUAUGAAAAUGUAAUGAGUCAAGUAGACUUCCCAUUUUUCUAUAAACAUUUUAACAUGCCUGAUACAUAUUUCUCAUGGUUUUUGGUAAUGGAGCUUCAUGUGUGGAUGAUAAUGACUCGCUAUAUGGCCGAAGGUAAACGAGGGAAAUUCAUCAGAAAUCAUGUAGUAGCAGCAAUGUGGGAAGAUGCAGAUGCUAGGAUACUAAAUCUUGGUCCUACCAUUCCUGGGAAGAUCAAGAGGAAGCAAGUAAUAGAAUUAGCACAACAAUUCAAUGCUGCUAUAAUAGGAUAUGAUGAAGGUAUACAGUGCGAUGAUAGGACACUAGCGGGAGCACUGUGGAGAAGAAUCUUCACUCUUGAAUGCAAUAAUCCGGAACACAUAGAAACGCUCGUCAUCUAUGUUAGAAAACAAAUUUGCUUAUUUGAUGAUUUACCCAGCCAUGAAAUUUUGAAGAAACCUGUCUUCAAAUUGAUAGACAUAAAGAGUUUAUGUAAGCAUCACUAAACGUUUAUGGGCUUACAUUGAACAAAUACAAUAGACAAGAGAUGGUAGAAGUAUGUAACAAUAUUCUAAAAAUUGUACAAAAAAAGGUAGUAAUAAAUAUAACAUAUACUGUUGUUUUUUC